Messenger RNA from Ziziphus jujuba (common jujube), 843 nucleotides. Its product is annotated as eukaryotic translation initiation factor 5A-2. NCBI's taxonomy places the organism in Eukaryota, Viridiplantae, Streptophyta, Magnoliopsida, Rosales, Rhamnaceae. The record is from RefSeq and is a predicted model, not a curated record. Gene Ontology annotation, biological process: positive regulation of translational elongation; positive regulation of translational termination. Bases 94 to 576 code for a protein of 160 amino acids. Gene Ontology annotation, molecular function: ribosome binding; RNA binding; translation elongation factor activity. The transcript is spliced from 5 exons.
CCUCCUCCUCCUCCUCCUCCUCCUCCUCUCUUUAGACGUUUGUGACAAAAAGCCGAAACAGAGAAAAGGAGAGGAAGCCGUAGAAAGAGAAAAAUGUCGGACGAUGAUCACCAUUUCGAAUCAAAGGCCGACGCCGGAGCCUCCAAGACCUUUCCUCAGCAGGCUGGUACUAUCCGCAAGAACGGCUACAUCGUCAUCAAAGGCCGUCCCUGCAAGGUUGUUGAGGUUUCAACCUCCAAAACAGGCAAGCACGGACAUGCUAAGUGCCACUUUGUGGCAAUUGAUGUUUUCACUGCCAAGAAACUGGAAGAUAUUGUUCCAUCGUCACAUAACUGCGAUGUUCCACAUGUUAACCGUACUGAUUAUCAGCUGAUUGACAUAUCUGAAGAUGGGUUUGUGAGUCUCCUGACUGACAGUGGUAACACCAAGGAUGAUUUAAAGCUUCCCACUGAUGAAAAUUUGCUCACCCAGAUUAAAGAAGGGUUUGCUGAAGGAAAAGAUCUUGUUGUGUCAGUUAUGUCAGCAAUGGGAGAGGAACAGAUUUGUGCCCUGAAGGACAUUGGCCCUAAGAAUUGAGUUCCAUGGUUUCAAUCUUUCAUCUCUAUGAAUACUUCAAAACCUUUUAAAUGAACUUUGAGUAGUGCUGUAAGUCAUGUAGUUGCACAACUCAUAGACCUGAACCACUAUUUUCUAGGAUAAUUCCAGAUAUAUGGUGGGGGUUUUCACUGCCCGUUACGGUAUCUAUGUUGUGUUAUUUAUUUUUCAAUUUUCUUGGGAUAAUUUUUCUGUGACCUUAGAUUGUUUACUUUGAAUUGGAAUUGAAAGGUGAGGUUUUGAAUUUAA